Suillus paluster is the source of this 484-nucleotide messenger RNA. RefSeq lists its product as uncharacterized. The record is from RefSeq and is a predicted model, not a curated record. The coding region runs from base 232 to 465 and encodes 77 amino acids. The transcript has 2 exons. Lineage: Eukaryota; Fungi; Basidiomycota; Agaricomycetes; Boletales; Suillaceae.
UAAGUAAAUAUCUGAUGUGGGCGUUUUGAGUAGGUUAUAUAUUAACUAGAAUUUUAUCCCGAAAUGGAAGGAAAUCGCAUCGAAGAACUGUCAGCAGCAGCUUGAGUCAAGCUUGAGCGUAUCCCAAGUCGGCUUUCAAAUUUGGUUCUUAUCGAGCCCCGUACAUCCAUACGACAGCCAUCGUAUCACCUAUCUGACUGUACUUUUAUAAAAAGUUGCAGGAAGGCACAAAUGCAGCGAGUGGCAGAAGCGGCUGCGAAACGGCAAGAAGAGGAGAAGGAGCGCUUGCGCAGGGAGAAGCUGGACGCCGAGGAACGGGGCAGGGCACAAUUAGGAAUGUCCUUGGCCGAAGAGGACUGGGUGUAUGCCCGUGAAACUCUCAAGAAUUUAAAAGCCGGGGCAAUCUUAAAAAGUAAGGGAGAAGGCAAGGGGGGGAGGUGGGAAGAUUUGGGCAUUUCCGCGUAGCGCACAUGGCGUCGGUAAG